ACAGCCACAUAUCUAUAGUCCAUAGAGACUGACUAAGUAUAUUGAGAUGGGUCCUUGACUAGUACAUCCUUUAAUUUACAAAUUGUUUAUUUCUGCAAGGCCAUGUGCGAGUCCGGAGUAACGUGGUAUCCGGUAACCUGUUCCUCCGGUUCAUGCUCUUGAAAGCAUGUAAGUGUGGAGUUCAGUAUGUUUUUCGUCUGGAGAAGCGGCUGGAGCUUGCGUUCAGAAAGUCAAGCUUUCAUAAUAUGCCGUGUGAAGUUGCCGCUUGCUUCUUGAUAUUGUACGGAUCUCAGCGUGGUCAGGCUCAGUCUAUAGCCGAAGAGAUCUGCCAACAAGCAGCUGAGCAUGGUUUUACAGCCGAUAUCAGCUGUUUGAGCAACCAGCACAAGUACAACGUGGAUCGUGAAAUCCGGCCAGUUGUGUUUGUGGUUUCCACGACUGGUGAUGGUGACCCUCCGGACACAGCUCAGAAGUUUGUAAGAAAGAUCAAGAACAAAUCUCUGGUGCAUGACCACUUCUCCCAUCUGCAUUAUGCACUGUUAGCUUUGGGAGACACAAACUAUGCAAAUUUCUGCAACGGGGGCAAGACCAUUGACCGCCAUCUGCAGCAACUUGGUGCUAAGCAUUUCUAUGCCACUGGGCAUGCAGAUGACGGCACUGGACUUGAAGUAGUGGUGGAUCCUUGGAUUGAGGGACUCUGGGACGCUCUGAAAAAAGUAUUCUCCAGCAUGUCGUCUUUAACUCAACAGGACGCUGACCUUAGUGACUCUACACAGGACAAUUAUCAUAAAAAUGCAUCUGGCCAGGAAAAAAACAAGUCAGAUCUAGAAGUCGAUCUUCAGCUUUUAAAGCUGAGUGAAGUAGAUUCACAAAAAGGAAAAACGAUUACAUCUGACAGCAGUGAUGUAGAGACUCUUUCUACCGCAUUGGUUGCAUCUCUAAAGCAAUCGGUGCCACCAUUGUCAGAGUCUGUUCUUAAUGUUCCUGCACUUCCCGCUUCAUAUCUGGAGGUCCGUUUGGAGCAGGUGUCAGCUGAAUGGGAGACAGUCGCAUCUGAUAAAGACGGUUAUCGUGAGUUUUCCAUUUCAAAAGCAGUUCAGUUAACUCAAGAUGAUGCAGUGAAAACGGCCAUCUUACUGGAGCUUGAUACUUCGGUGCAGAACAUUGUUUACCAUCCUGGAGAUGCCUUUGAUAUUCUCUGUCCGAACAGAGCCACUGAAGUUGAGGAGUUGCUGCUCAGACUGGAUCUGCAAACGCAAAAGAAUUGUGCUGUUCAGGUCAACUUGCUUAAAAACAGCAGUAAGAAAGCAGCAAAAGUUCCACUUCACAUCCCACAGAACAGCUCUUUGCAGUUUAUUCUCACCUGGUGUUUGGAGAUAAGGAGUGCUCCAAAAAAAGCAUUUGUGCGAGCAUUGGCGGACUUCACUCAGAACAGUUCAGAAAAAAGAAGGCUUUUGGAGUUGUGUAGCAAAGAAGGCUCAGCAGACUACAACACCUUUGUCAGGGACACCAAUGUAUGUUUGCUGGAUCUGCUUCGGGCCUUCCCAUCCUGCCUUCCUCCACUCAGACUUCUGUUUGAACAUUUGCCAAAGCUUCAGCCCAGAGCCUAUUCUGCUGCCAGCUCCAGCCUUCAGCACCCUGGGAAAGUUCAUUUCGUGUUCAAUGUUGUGGAGUUCCCUGCACGCCCCGAGCAUCCGGCGAGGACAGGGUUGUGCACGGGCUGGCUGGCUGAUCAUGUCUCCUCAAUCUUGCGUCCCCUUGGGACGGUACCUGCAUCAUCCCAGCCGAAGGUACAUGUCAGGCCUCGUCCCAGCAGCACCUUCCACUUACCGGCCGACCCGUCUAUUCCUGUAGUGAUGGUGGGUCCUGGGACAGGUGUGGCCCCCUUCAUUGGAUUUCUUCAACAAAGAGAGAAAGAACGAGAAGCGAACCAGGAAGCAACUUUUGGAGAAACAUGGCUCUUUUUUGGAUGUCGCCACAAAGACAAAGACUUUCUUUUCAGAGAGCAGCUGGAGAGAUUUGCGUGUAAUGGAACCCUGAGCCAUCUGAUCGUGUGCUUCUCCAGAGAUGAGCCUGAUGCAGCGGGAACCGUUAACACGCCAGCAUAUGUCCAGCAUAACUUGAGUCUCCAUGCUAAAAAUGUUGCCAGAAUCCUCCUCAAAGAUAAAGGCUGUCUUUAUGUCUGUGGGGAUGCAAAGAACAUGGCAAAAGAUGUGAAUGACACCCUACUGAAGAUCAUAGGAAAUGAACUUCAGAUCGAUAAACUGGAUGCUAUGAAGAAAGUAGCAGGACUUCGUGAGGAGAAGCGAUAUCUGCAGGACAUCUGGAGUUGAGAAAUCACACAUACAGAACACAGACAAAUAGUGUAUGUUUAUCUUUAAUAUUUUAUUUCAUCAGGUGUUACUGAGUGAUAGCCAAAUUCAUUAACCGACUGCCUUUCAACUACCUUAAGUCACUCCUUUUCAAGUAUUUUAAAAGCUUUUAGUGAAUUAUCUGAAGGUAUGGUUAAACGCACUUAGAUUAGAUAUGUUUGGUAAAAAAGCUUUGAGGACUGUUUCUGUAGGGUUUAGAUACAGCUCAGGUAAAUAUGCAUAAUGCAUCAGACCUGGAAGGAAAGAAGCUGCCAAAUCCAGGAUCAGUGUUGAGUACUCGAGACUCGGACUCGGUCUUGGACUCGGUCUCGAGACCGUAUUUUAAUGGUCUCGGUCUUGUCAUGGUGUGCAUUUUGACUCGGUAUUGACUCGGACUCGAACAUAU
This is a messenger RNA of Carassius auratus (goldfish), 2757 nucleotides long. Its product is annotated as methionine synthase reductase-like. The record is from RefSeq and is a predicted model, not a curated record. Gene Ontology annotation, molecular function: flavin adenine dinucleotide binding; [methionine synthase] reductase (NADPH) activity; FMN binding. Lineage: Eukaryota; Metazoa; Chordata; Actinopteri; Cypriniformes; Cyprinidae. The coding region runs from base 153 to 2333 and encodes 726 amino acids. The transcript has 15 exons. Gene Ontology annotation, cellular component: cytosol. Gene Ontology annotation, biological process: homocysteine metabolic process.